UUGCAUCGUUUGGAAAUUCCCAAUUAUUAUUCGCCUGGAAUUUCUUAAUUUUUCGUCGUUGUGGAGGAUUGAAUGUCCUUCACUAAAAAUUUUAACGGAAAUUUUCCAACUAUGCAUGAUUAUUCAUCUCCAAAUGAUCAAUUCACACCCCUUCCAGCUGAUCGAUUCCAUCUACAACCCCCACACAACAGUAAACGAAACAAAUAAGUACCAAUCUAAACAUAUACAUCCACCAAAAGUCACGCUCACAUGCUCCAACAGCAUCCCAAAAUCGUCGUUAAACUCAAUCAAAACAAUCCAAAUAACUGAUACCACUGUAUCUACCACAAUGAAAACUAUACCCGUCUGUUCCCGUCGACGUCGAUAUUGUCUCGACGGCUCGCAAGCCGGCUCGACGCCAAAAUCAGCUCAGUUGCUUUCCGGUCGGUGUUUUAUAAAUACUGCAGACAGACGGAGAGUGCACCGUACAGAGGGAGCAUCGUUCAAAGCCCCUAUCGUUAUGUCGAGAGCAAUUAUCUGAAUGAAUGUCGUAAAUAAAAUAAAGUGAAAUAAUCUCAGUGAAGAUUGAAUUUAUUUUCACAACUUAAUCCCCAACUUUGCACUUGGAUAAACCGACUUCACCAGAACUUUCAUAAAUAUGUGAUUGUGUCAACAUUUUCCGAUUGCUCUACAUUGCUUAAUUACCCCGGGACAACCAGUGGUAAUAAUCGUCAAGAAUAAUUCGUGUCGAAAGCUGAAUAAUGUGAACUUCAAGAAAUAAAUCAAAAUUAUUUUUAUUGGCUUCAAUUCAGAAUUUGAAAGUGGAAUAAACGAGAGGACAAAGCCACCGAGAGGGCGAAGACACUGGGACAUCACUCAGCCACGAGCCGCGACGAUGACUCGAUCAUCGGAGCGUUAAUUCUCUUGAUCCUGGAGUGCGGUGCCCUUUGGCAUUCAUUCAAAAAUUCAGCACAGAGACGAUGAUCGCAGAAUGACGGGGCUUGUUGACAAAAAAAAGUGAGAUAAUUCAAACUUCCCGGAAGAAAGUUCAAAGAAACCAAAUCCACAAGAAUGAGUAAUCUGUCCAAGAAAUCCAUCAGCGGAUCCAUCCACAGAAUCCGUGAAUUUGAAUUGGAAAAGGUCAAUCUUGCCGAGGAGUUUGAUAUACUUCAGAUUGUUGGUGAAGGAUGGUUUGGGAAGAUACUGCUGACCGAGCACAAGAGCACACAGACAGAAAUGGUGUUAAAAGCAUUGCCAAAAGCUUACACAGCUAUCACCGAUUUCUAUCGAGAGUUUCAUUAUGGCUUACAUCUGUCAGCUCAUCGAAACAUCAUCACUACGUACGAUGUUGCCUUUGAAACGGCUGGAUUCUACGUUUUCAGUCAGGAAUAUGCGCCCCUCGGUGAUCUAACUGCUAAUGUUUCUGAGACUGGUCUUGGUGAGCUCCAUGCGAAACGAGUUGCGAGGCAGCUGGCGGCUGCUAUUCAUCAUAUACACAGUCGUGAACUUGUUCAUCGGGAUAUUAAACUCGAUAAUGUGCUUGUGUUCAAAAGUGACUUCUCAAGGAUCAAAUUGUGCGACUUUGGGGAGACAAGGAAGGUCAAUACUAUCGUUAGGAGACAUAAUGAAUGGCUGCCUUAUUCACCUCCUGAAGUGCUGAGAGUUGAGCCGGAAGAGAAUUACAAAGCCCUGAUAGCCCACGAUGUAUGGCAAUUCGGAAUUGUUCUGUUUGUUUGUCUAACCGGAUGUUUGCCAUGGCAGAAAGCUGCCCUGGACGAUAGAAGAUACACCAGGUACCUGAAUUGGCACUCAGCCACACUGAAAAUUGCGAAGAAACCAAAGUUGUUUCAGCUCAUCAGUUCGAGGGCACAAACGAUGUUCUCCAGACUGCUGGAGCCAAAAUUGGAAAAACGGCCAGUGAGUGUUCUGGAGGUCAACAAAUACGUUGAUGACCGGUGGCUCGGAAAAUUGGGUGCUGAGAAAGCAUUGAACGGUGGCGCAGACGAGAGAGACGAGCUCUGUCCCUCCAUGUACAGUUUCCAUAGUUCCCUAGAGGAGAAGAAUCAACUCCUCUACACCCUGACCCGCUAUGGAAUCGAGACUACAGUGGACCGAGCCAAAAAGAAAGACAGAAUUCGCGAGUGGAUCCAGGCAAGUGCCAUCGCAGAAGAGAACGAGGACGACGACUCAAUUCUCGAAGAGCUAGAGAAACUCCACGAGAACUCGGAAGACGACGAGGCGAACAUGAAAGGCAGGCACUUCCCCGAGAGGCGGCCCAGCGUGAAGAGCUCAACACCAGACAGACCGAUCACAAGUGCCCAGGUGAAACCAAAGGAGAAAAAUGGAAGUUUGGAGAAACGACACAGAAAGUCCAAAUCCACACAUCGACCUUCCCUGAAGAACAUAGAGAGGCGAAACCCUUUCGCUCCUCAAGUAGCCAGGGAGAUGCAGACGAUCGCAAGAUUCUCGAGUUUUCCAAACGGAGAUCCCAACUUUGGCAUCAACACCAGCCACUCCUUGCCAUCAUUGCCAACAGGCUUGAAAGGAGAAGAUCUGCAGCCGCUUAGACACUCAGGACCUCUGGGAUCCAUUGCUCCAGUCCAGAAGGCAGCAUCAGUGACUCAAAUUGUCACAAACGAUGAUCAGCAGCUUGAUCGAACCCCGUCAGUAUCGAACAGAGGCACAAGUGCCUCAAACUCCUAUGACAAUAUUCCCACUCCCAUCAAUUCCACCCCAGAGUCCUCAAGGAUUGAGAUAAACGGAAGCAAAUCACCCCCACAAGCUGACGAAGCUGUCAAUAAUUAUCAUCAGAAUGUCCCCCAGAGUCCCCUGCCUCCAACGAGGAGGAACAAGGGACAAUCCCCUGCGCAAGCAGCUUCGCAAAGUCCCAGAAUGUCUCCCCACGUCGAGAAGAACAUCGGUGGGAGUAAAAAUACUUCCAAUCAGGCUCUUCCGAUGUCUCUAUUCGCUGGACAAUUAGUCAUGCAGAGCUUCAAGACAAUUCAGGGUGUGACUCAGCACGCAUCCAAGCCAGUCGCUUCUAGUUAUAAUAAGAAGGAGAGUGAGAGGAAUGAGGGACACGGGGCAGUAUACGGAAAAGACGCUUAUGAACAUUAUGGGGUGGCUCAAGGGGCCAUCAUCAGGCCCCAGUUCAGCAGGAAUAGAGGUUCUCCAGGGAGUAGCCGAUCUGUUAGCAAUUGAUUUUCAUUUUCGAUCGUAAUUCGAGGAAGAUUAUUCGAUGUGGGACCAGACAGUGAUGAUUCAAGUUAAUUCGUGAUUUUUUAAUUGAAAUGCCAACUUUGAUGAAAAUUGGGGUAAUAUUAUUUGUGGGGUAUUAUUUGUGGGGUAGUCGGUAUUUUCAAUUGUUAAAAGUAAAUGUAAAGUUUUAUUUUAGUCGAUUUUCACGGAGUGAGUUAUUAAAAUUGUUUUGAAAAGAA
Messenger RNA from Diachasma alloeum, 3416 nucleotides. RefSeq names its product serine/threonine-protein kinase meng-po. Gene Ontology annotation, molecular function: ATP binding; protein serine/threonine kinase activity. Lineage: Eukaryota; Metazoa; Arthropoda; Insecta; Hymenoptera; Braconidae. Bases 1051 to 3180 code for a protein of 709 amino acids. The record is from RefSeq and is a predicted model, not a curated record. Gene Ontology annotation, biological process: peptidyl-serine phosphorylation; peptidyl-threonine phosphorylation. The transcript is spliced from 6 exons.